AUGGAAAUAAUGGAACGUAUGCUGAUUCUAAGCGAAGAAAGAGUGAGAGAAUAUCGCCGCGGUUGGAAUGGCCCACGCCCACUCAUUUGCAAGAAUUCUCUGAAAGAUAAAAAUGUCGAAAACUUUGAGGAAAUUGUGGAGCCAGUGCGUGAUCCGAGAGUUCCGUAUCAAGUAAGAACACCUCGGGCACUUUGGUUUGUGCCUGAAGACUUGUACAUGAUAUGUUCCGAGUUUUCGAAAGAGAUGAAUCUUUAUACCUUGAGCACAAAAUUUGACAUAGGACCGAGUGAAAUAAAGAUAUCAAUGAGCACCAAAACUGUGAUUGUUUUCGAGAAAUAUUUUUAUUUGAGCCUAAAAAUUCGGUCUUUUCUGGACUUGCAACCGUCUGGACUUUAUCUUCAUGUUGUUUCAAGAACGUGGAAAAAACCUCCAAAAGAUGCUAAACGAAAAGAAUUGGAUAAAUCUAUUUCGAAUUUUCAUGACAUUUAUGAAAAAGUCUGCUACAUCGACAAGAUUGCCAGAUUGAUUCAAUCUAAUUAUGAUCACUUUGGAAAAGAUGAAAAAGACUUAAAAGAUAUCAACUUUACGAUUGAUAUUAGUGUGAAUGACCACAACUAUUUGGAUGCUGCAAAAAAGGUGCGCGCUUUUGUAUGUAAAAUCUAUGAGAGACAAGCCUAUGUUAGAAAUCUAGACUGGAAAUUCAAACUCACGAAGCCAGGGGACACUACAGAUGCGAAGUUUCAUAUUGGUAUUCAAAUGAAUUCGGGCUCAUUUUUUAUCGGACUUCGAUUGCUAAGCUGGGAAGAUUCAUAUGCUCAUCUCCACUCCACUAAAAGAUACGGCGACUCAAUCGCUGACUAUAUUAAUUUUCUUGAUAUCCAAGAUGGGAUGACUGUGCUUGAUGUAGAAGUCUGUCUUGGAGAAAACCUGAUGGAGCUUGCAAAAAUCCCAAAGUGCCAUGCCAUUGGUCUGCUGAAAACUGAGGGACACGCCAAAGCUGUAUUGGAUAACCUUGGGACGGCACAGAACAUGUGUGGGUUGAAGUGUGAUGAUUUCCAGUUGAUUAUUUCUCAAUCGUAUCGUAAAAUACCAGGUUGCUUCGACCCAAAGGUGGUAGAUCGAGUUCUCUUCUGCCCACCAACUCAUAUGGACGCUGUGGAAAUUGAUGAGUUCAUGAGUCAUAUGCAUAAGUUCAUGGACAAUUUCUCCAAAGGAUGCAUCUUCUUGUUUGUUCUCCCUUAUGUCACCUGCUUCGAAUCGUGGGUGAAAGAUCGUAUUCAAGACAAUCCGAAAUUCGAGAGAAUGGGUAACUACAUUGCGCUUUCAUCACUUGGCCCCGAAGAUUUCGCGUCCGUCGGCACAGAAUGGGGGAGCGAAGAUUUCAGGAAAAAACUACAAAAGAAACAAUUCAGUUCGAGAAGAGAUGUGGCUGUUGCUGCAUCGGAGGAUGAAAAAAUGGCAUACGGUAGCUGCAUUUUGGAAGCAGAUGAAGCGACCAAGGACAAUUUCGAGUUAAUGAUGUACCUCGAGGACAAAGAGCUCGACCUGGGAAAGGAUCAUCCGAUAUGGGACAAGUACAACGUAAUGGCAGUGGAACAUUGUGCAGAGAUUGGGUUACCAAUAAGCACUCUCACCGCGUUGGCCCAAAAAUUGGUAUCUCUCCGUGCUAGAGCCCUUCAACAUAUGGUCCCGGCAGACUAUGAUGCGGUGAAGGACUAUCACAUCUACGACCAUCUCAUCAAUAACUGGUCGGAGGGUAUUACCCUCGAUAUCCAUCUUCUUCAUACUUUCCACCAAAACAAACAAUUCCGUACCGUCGAGACUCGUGUCCUCCACUGGAUUGCCUCCAGAAUGAAGAAUCCUCCGAAAAUCUACUAA
Messenger RNA from Caenorhabditis remanei, 1878 nucleotides. RefSeq lists its product as uncharacterized. NCBI's taxonomy places the organism in Eukaryota, Metazoa, Nematoda, Chromadorea, Rhabditida, Rhabditidae. The record is from RefSeq and is a predicted model, not a curated record. The transcript has 12 exons. The coding region runs from base 1 to 1878 and encodes 625 amino acids.